Homalodisca vitripennis (glassy-winged sharpshooter) is the source of this 3610-nucleotide messenger RNA. RefSeq lists its product as uncharacterized. The transcript is spliced from 10 exons. The record is from RefSeq and is a predicted model, not a curated record. The coding region runs from base 125 to 3403 and encodes 1092 amino acids. Lineage: Eukaryota; Metazoa; Arthropoda; Insecta; Hemiptera; Cicadellidae.
UAGCCCAACACUAGUCAGUGUGGAGGCUUAGUUUAUUUGUUUAUUAUGAAAUGGUGGUGAUUUCUGGAUUGUUUGUUUUGUAAACUACUAAAGCAGUGUUUGAUUGUCGUAAAUUUUAUUGAAAAUGGGAAAGAAAGCAGGAAUGCGUCAAUACACUACUUUAUCUGAAAUCGACCAUAAAAUGCAAUUUAUCAACGUAGUGGCUGUAAUCAACUCAAUAUCUCCAACAAUAAAACGUAGCAAAUUGUUUGAGGUGGUUUUGGAAGUGUCAGAUGCUACAAUGUACAAUCCAGGAUUUGUUGUCAAGUUACUAAUGAAGAGUGAAAUUCUCAGUGAGUUUUUGGUUACUGGGAAAAAAGGAUUAAUUGUAGAACUCCAAGAAAUAAAGGUAAUAAAAAAUGAAGGAAUGGUGUAUGGAGAAGUAAGAGCAAAAGAAGAACUGAAGCUUUACAAUGACAAAGCGAGUUGUAUAAAGUGGUUUUCUGAUGAGGAACUUCACCCAGUAUCUGAUGAAGUAAGAUGUUCUAUCAAAGAUUUAUCACAGUGGAAGAAAAUGCAUUUCACAGAAACUCUUACUACUGAAGACUUUACUGAUGAUUCAAGAAGAUCUAGACUAAGUAAUCCCCAGUCAAAUCAAGUAAUUACAUCCAAUGUGUUAGAGAGAAAUUCUAUGAAUAAUAUUAAUAAUUCACCAAACAUAAGUCCAGAAAAAAGGUUCACUGAUGUAAAAACACAGAAUAAUAUUAUUUUUGGUAAACGAAAAAAGAACUCUUUAAAAACAGCACAUUCGUCUGACUUUGAUCAUUCAAAAUCAGCAAGUUUAAAACGUGAUGUUGAACAAAUAAAACAAACCCAGCAACUAAAGAAAUCAGGUGGUAAAGUGUUAUCGAAAUCUAAUGUUCAUGGUGAGAGACAAAUAAGCAAAAGAAAUAGUUCAGCAGCUACUCGUGAUGAAUUUAGUAACAAUUCUGGUAUUAAUGUGAAUCCUGAACAAGAAAAAAAUACCAAGUCUAAAAGCAGUAAACACGUUAAAAAUAAUGAUCUGUCACCAGAUAGUGUAUCAGAGAAAAGCGUGUCUUCUGAGGGAAACAUAAUCACUCUUAGUAAAAUAACUCUAAUAAGAUGUGAUAGCCCAAAAAUAAAUGAAAACAUCAAAUCUGUACCAAAGAAAUCUAAAAAAUACAGUAGUUCCACAAAUGAACAGAAAGAAACUGAAACAAAUAUUUCAACUUUAAAAAAUAAUGUAAAUGAGGAAAAACAAAUUUUAGAGUCAGAGAACAUCGUAGAAUCCAGCAAUAAGUCAGUAAGAGUUAAUGAAAAAUCAUUAAAAAACAAGGAAUCUCCAAUUGCAAGAUUAGUGCUGUCAAAAAAGGAAAACUCAGGAAAAGAUGAUAGUUUAAGAUCUCCUACACGUAAAAAAAAUAUUUCAAUAGAUAAUGUUAACAAAAUUAUUGGAGAUAAGAAUGGUUCUUCAAAAUCAGAUGGUAUGUCUGACAAGUCUGGUAACACACCAAACUGUGAAAAAAAUAAUGAGAAUGUUAUCGAAGAACCAAGAAAACACCAGUGUAUGUCUGAUGGAAGUGACGUUGAAAGUGAUAAUUCCAAAAGAACUAAUCAUGAGAAUGUUAAUAAGCAACUAAGAAAACGGCAGUAUGCAUCUGAUGGAAACAAAAUUGAAAGUGAUGUUUCCAAAAGAAGUAAACAAAAUAUAAGUUCUCCGCUCAGAAAAGUCAUUAAGAAUACAAGAAAUUUAAAGAAAAAAAGUAGUAGUUUGGAAUCAAGUUUAAACUUGUCUGAAAUAUCAGUAACAAAUAGGAAGACUCCAGCUCUAAAUUCCAGUGAUUCAAGUGUUUCAAACAGUGAAAGAUCCUUUGAUGAUCCUCUCUCUGAUAGAACAGGUACUCAGGUUGUCAGUGAUAUGCAGAUCAUGAAAAAUGUUUCCAAAAAUUACAACACAUCAAGUCGUCUAACUAAAGAUGAUAAGAGGAAACUAACUAGGAGUUCAAUGACUAAAUUGAAUUCACCUUUAUUAGAUCCUGUUGAUGAGUUUGAGAAAUUAAACUCAGUUUUCCUUUGUUUAAAAUCAAUAACAAGGAAAGUAAAUUUUAAACAAGUUGAAUCAUUAAAUGACAUUUCAAUGUGCAAUUUGGAAGAAAUUGAUGUUCCUGACAAAUUUGAUCUGGAAUGCAAGGUAAUAUCAGAAUUCACUUUAAUAGAGGAUAAUAUUCAAGUAAUCAGAGUACAAGAUGGAUCACUGUCUAAAAAAACUCUAAUUAUUCCUGAGUGUUCAUCUUGGGAAGGUGUCAUCGAGAUGAUAUUAAACAACCCUACUGUUAAGGAGAAUUCACCAUUUGUUGACAUCAUAAUAUUCGACUGUCACCGGAUGGACAAAAGUAUAAAAGCCGGUGAUUAUUUUAGACUCAGAAAUGUAAUGGCAGUAAAAUUUUGUUUGAAAUUUGAUCCAAGGAUCAAUGCUGACAAAAAGGGAGAGCUAUUUUUCUGUCUUGAAGGACAGAAUUCUUAUGUAAGAGGUUUGAAUCAAACUACACGUAAUGAAAUCAAUAGGAGACUUGAAGAAGAUGGGUACAAAAGUGUUUGGAAUGAGACAUUUCAUGAUUUGAAUGCUGAGAAGCGAUCGUUAUCGCCAACUUUGGAAACAGUGAACAUUGGUAAUGACAAAAGUAUCUCAUCACCUGAGGAUUCUAUAAGAAACCAUGAACUACAUGAAACUGGCAGCCCAAAAACUAGGAAAAGAAAGUUAGACGAUUCUGAAAUUAAAAAUAAAGAUGACACUUUUAAAACACCAAAAAAUAGCAGUGAUCAAGUCGAAGUCUUAACUGAAGAAAAUAUAGAGCCACAGGGGUGUAACAUACAAGAUGCAGAAGGGAGCACAAACCAAUUAAAAGUUAACUCUACAACUUCCAGUGAUGAAACUGUACUUGGUGAAACACCAGCUUUGUUAAGAGAAUUAAGAGAAAUCAUGCAUGAAGAAUCGGUCAUAGGAAUGCCAUUAACAUCAACUGAAGAUAUACAUUUGAAGAAUACAGGAUCAGAAAUUACCUAUUCACAAUUUCGUACAGGCGCUGAUGAAAAAAUGUUAAACUUUAGAACAAGUACUCAACUCGACAGUAUUAGUCAGGUUGAGGCUGUAGUUCCAAAUAAUUGUGAAGAAGUAACUCAAACUGAGGAAUGUAGUAGAAUGGAACCUCUUGUGUACUGUCCUUCAGGUUCAUCUUUGUGUUCUGGCCGUGAAGUUUCUCCAUUAAAAGAUAAAACAGUGCCUGAAGAUCCUAAAUGCCAAGAAGAGUGUUCUGAGUCAAUAUUAAACAAUUACAAGACUGGCCAGAACCUUGAUGUGGAGUCAAACACAACUCCCUUUGAAUACUGGAAUUGUAACCGUUAAUGAUAAAAGUUCUGAUAUUAGUUCUUCUUCUUCUAUUAGAAUAAUAAGUCCCAAUAGCAGUGAGUUAGAUUUUCAAAUUGUUCGCCGUAAUAUAAUGCAAAAAGAUACAAAUAUGGAUGCAGACAUUCAACAGAGUGAAUCACAGUUAGACUCACUCAACGUGCAACAUCGUAAAAGUGCUAAAUAUGUGUCUGAAGAAGUACAAGU